Erigeron canadensis is the source of this 534-nucleotide messenger RNA. RefSeq lists its product as uncharacterized. The record is from RefSeq and is a predicted model, not a curated record. Lineage: Eukaryota; Viridiplantae; Streptophyta; Magnoliopsida; Asterales; Asteraceae. The transcript has 5 exons. The coding region runs from base 1 to 534 and encodes 177 amino acids.
AUGGAAUCCAUAUCUUCCCAAGCUCCAAAGGAAACUACGUUGGUGCAUGUUGCAGACCUCAACCCUGCUCAUUCUAACCAUCAUUUGCGUGUUCGUGUUGUUCAUGCAUGGCUUACUAAGCACUUUUUUAACCCAUCUAAGAAUAAAUCAUUCGAGAUGGUUUUUGUCGACGAAUUGGGAGACACCAUACAAGGUUUCGUUAAGGAAGAAUGGAUAGAGCUUUUCCGAAACAUCUUGACCGAUGGUUUGCCGAUUAUGUUGUCAACAUUCCAAGUUGGAAAAAGCACUGAUACUUUUCGCUACUCUCCACAUGCUUUCAAAGUUAACUUCCAACCGGAGACGAAAAUCAAAGUCAUCGAUAAUUUUGUUGGACCCGAACAUCAUUUUAACUUUAUUCCUUUCAGUGAGAUUAUUAAGAAUAAGCUUAAGCCCAACGAAAUUAUUGAUAUUAUUGGUUUGGUUGUCCAUGUUGGAGGUAUUGUUCCAGGAUUUGCAAAUAACAAGAGCAACAAAAGACGAUGGUAUGCAAAUUGA